Aspergillus puulaauensis is the source of this 1056-nucleotide messenger RNA. RefSeq lists its product as uncharacterized. The transcript has 4 exons. NCBI's taxonomy places the organism in Eukaryota, Fungi, Ascomycota, Eurotiomycetes, Eurotiales, Aspergillaceae. The record is from RefSeq and is a predicted model, not a curated record. Bases 1 to 1056 code for a protein of 351 amino acids.
AUGCCACUAUUAAAGUGGUACAACCAAUGGCCUGGAGGUAUCCCCUCCUACAUUCGCCGCCACGAACAACCUGUGGACGAUGUUGAAGCCGCCACUCGCGCUUGGAGGCAUUUUGUCCGUGAGCAGUGGACUGAGACUCAGGGCGUCGCUGCGGAUCAACAGAGACGAGCUCUGGUCGAACGAUGGGCAACCGCUGACCAGCAAUUGCGUGAUCGCUAUGGAUGUCAAGCGCCAGAGGAUGAGCCUGGCUUUGAGGACACAGAAAAUGACGCCUGUCUUGUCGGACAUCUGGAUUAUAAACUCAACGAUGUCUACAUCUGUAUCACCGCCUGGACCCCCGAGAAACAAGCUCUACUCGCAAAGUGCAUCGUUGCAUUAUUCAGCUGGGACGGAAGCCAGUCGCAUCUAACACAAGAUAUGUCGAUGUUAUUACCCUUCGAAGCAAACGGUAACACCAACCAAGGAGAUCAGGAUAUUGUCAGCAGGUUCAAGUUCCGCCAAAGCGUUGCGAGACCCAACUUCCUGGAUAUGCACAUGGCGCAGGACGGGAUAGCGCUAUUCACCGAUGACGCUCCAAAGCUGAUAAUCGACGACCGCACUCUUGAUACCGGACUGGCGCUUUGGGUAGAGUUCGCCACAAAUGGCCCCCCGGAGCGAGCUUACCGGAGUCAAAUGCUUAUUGAGGACUUGGCUUACUUGUUUCUCGAGGUGUAUUCAAAUAUGGACCCGCUGAGGAACGUACUGGAUCAGAUGGGCGACGACGAGGAGCAUGAGGAUCCGGAUGUGGUUCUGGAGGAUCAGCCGGUAGAUAUGCGACGUCCGUUCACGGAGGUGUAUAUUGUGGGGACGUAUGACGGGGAGAACGGGCAUGAACAGAAGAAAGAGGAGCUAUAUCGCCAACUUGAUCGAUAUGUGCCAGGGUUUCGAGAAGCUGAGGAUCAAGGUAACGGUCUGGCGAUUGGGUAUGCUUUGGAGCGAAUUCUUGCGGAUGAGGGAGGUCCGCUGAGGAUUAUGGACGCUGCGGAAGACUACGAGAGGAAUCUAGAGGUAUCAUAG